AAUAGAUCUAUUGUAAAGAUUUUAAGAAGGUUUUUGUUAAUAAGGAGAACUGGACAAUAUAUUACAGGAUCAAAUGAGUGAAUGAGAUCACCAGUGAGAAUGAUUCCAACUGUUUGGACCCUUGCAAGACACCUGAGGCUCCCUGAACACCAGUAUGAAAACCACAGGGCUAGCAGACAUAGAGAUAGAGAUCUGACUUUGAGUCACCCUGAGCAGACUGUUGCUGCAGUCUGAGUGCAGAUGGGGCACAGGUCCAAGAUGGUCGUCCUGGAAUUUGGGCAUCUUCAUCUGUAUCCGCUGUGCUGGUAUCCAUCGAAACCUGGGGGUCCACAUUUCCAAGGUUAAGUCUGUCAAUCUGGACCAGUGGACACAGGAGCAGGUUCAGUGUGUUCAGGAGAUGGGAAAUGCCAAGGCCAAACGUCUCUACGAGGCCUUCUUACCUGAGUGUUUUCAGCGCCCCGAGACAGACCAGUCUGCAGAGGUCUUUAUUAGGGACAAGUAUGACAAGAAGAAGUACAUGGAUAAGGUCAUUGACAUCAAGAUGCUCAGGAAAGAAAAGAGCUGUGAAAACAUACCCAAAGAACCAGUUGUGUUUGAGAAGAUGAAAUUGAAAAAAGACAUCAGUCCCAAGACAGAGUCCCAGUCUGUUACAGACCUACUCGGAUUAGAUGCCUCUGUUGCCAGUCCUGUAGUGUCUAAUGGUGGAGGAUGUGUGCCAGACAGUAAUAAGAGCCCAGCGGUGUCCAAUCCAGCUCUGGCACACUCUGCACUGGAUCUCUUCAGCUCCCAGCCAGCACCCUCCUCUGCUUCCUUCACUAAAACCACGCCUGUUUCCAACUCCAUGCUUCAAAGCAGAGUGACUGCCUCGGUGCCUGAAAACCUCAGUCUGUUCCUGGAUCCAGCACCCAAAGCAGAGGAGGCCACUGUCAGGAAACUGUCCAAGGACUCCAUUCUCUCUCUCUACGCCUCCACCCCCUCAGUGCACACCAGCAGUAUGGCUCCUCACGCAGGGUUGUACUUGAACCAAAUAGGAUACCCGACCCACCCAUACGGAUCGUACCAUUCCUUAGCCCAGGCAGGUGGCAUGGGAGGUGCCAUGAUGACAUCACAGAUGGCCAUGAUGGGACAGCAACAGAGCGGCAUGAUGGGACAGCAGAAUGGCUUAAUGGGCGCCCAGGGAGCCAUGGCUCAGCCUAGUUGUGUUAUGGCGUCACCCUACAUGACAGGAAUGACCCAGGGCAUGAUGGGACAGCAGCAAAGCGGAAUGAUGGUUCAGCAGCAGAGUGGCAUCAUGGGACAGCAGCAGAGUGGCAUCAUGGGACAGCAGCAGAGUGGGAUGAUGGGACAGCAGCAGGUUGCAGGCUUACCUCAUCAGCAGGUGUACGGAGUGCAACAUGCCCAGCAGCUACAGUGGAACAUUACUCAGGUGACUCAGCACAUGGCCGGCAUGAAUCUCUACAACACCAAUGGCAUGAUGAGAUACAGCAGUCAACAAAUGGGAGGCUCGACAACUCCCAGCUCGGCGCACAUGACAGCACACGUUUGGAAAUGAUCUCAUCUAUCCAGAAAGUGAUUUAACUUCAAUAACCCACAAAAGAGAGGGGAACUGAGUUGUAGGAAUCGGUGGAUCACGCUCUCCAGGAGACAUUUUCUGAUGCAAGGGAGGAGGAGAAGGAGAAGGAGACAGAUGUAAAGGAAAAUAGGGUUUGGGAAACCAUUACUACCUCUCUUUCUCUCUCCAGUCUGCCCAUGCUUCCUCUUCUCGUCCCAUACAUUGCCAUGUUUUGCAUAUUCCCAUGCUUGCCUUCAGAACACUUUGGUAUGAUGACCAGGACAACAGGGUUCAGAGGUUCACUGGUUAGGACUACACUUCUACCCAUCUUUCCUACCUGCCUGUAUGUGAGAGUGUGUGCGCCAUAGAGACUAAAUGGAUUCUGCUUUUUAUUACAUACAUAUGCUGUAUGUGGGUGUCAACAAACUGCUUCAC
Molecule: messenger RNA, 1987 nt
Organism: Etheostoma spectabile (orangethroat darter)
Lineage: Eukaryota; Metazoa; Chordata; Actinopteri; Perciformes; Percidae
Gene: smap2
Product: small ArfGAP2
Exons: 9
Coding region: 398-1552 (384 amino acids)
Cellular component (GO): cytoplasm
Molecular function (GO): GTPase activator activity
Source: RefSeq, a predicted model, not a curated record